CGCCCCAGAAAUCCAGGCAGGAAUUCAAACCGGAAGUGGCCCAGAGCGGCCAUUUCGCUGGUGUUGUCAACUCUCCUAACCCGUCUAUCGCCUGCGGGAGGCAAAGGGUUUCUUGGUGUCUCUGCAGAACCCACAUCACUGAGGCUGCAGGACCUCUCUUCACUGCCCAGCCUGACUCUUCCCAGCAGCUCAGAUUGGAGUCUUCUGAUGCCCACUCAGCUGCAAGCUCCGGGGAAAAGUGGAGUUGUCAGCAAGAAAGACCAAGAGUAGAAGCCCAGAGGGGACAUGCCUGCUGAUACGAAUUUGCCCCAGAGACCCCAGGUCUUGGGUCCAGAGGAGAGGGAUGGAUCGUGUGAGGGAUCAGUGUCAUUUGAGGACGUGACCAUGGACUUCAGCAGGGAGGAGUGGCAGCAACUGGACCCUGCCCAGAGACGCCUGUACCAGGACGUGAUGCUGGAGAUCUACAGCCACCUCUUCUCAGUGGGGUAUCACAUUCCCAGCCCAGAAAUCACUGUCAGGAUGGGAAAAGGAAAGGAGCCACGGAUGGGGGAGGCCGACCUCCCACAGCACAGGUGUCCAGGGGAGUUGGGGCUUGAAAGCCCACAACAGGAAAGUUCUGAAAAAGCUUCACUUCACACUGAUGUAGCCAGUAAGGUCACAAGAGAUGGUGCACAGUGGUUCGUUUUGGAAGAACUGUGGGAAGGGGCUGACCAAACAAAGGGGUAUCAGGAAAGUCAAAAUAAACCUUCCCACCAGAGGGCUUUCCUCAACAAGGAAAAACUGAAUACAGAGAGGGAUUGUGACUAUAAGGACCCCAGAAAAGUCAUCCUUGUGAGGCUCCACCUUGACGCUUCACGAAGAAGACCUCACAAACGUUGCUCACUUGCAAAAAGCUUGAACCCUCACCUAGAAAUAGAUUGUCAGAAUCAAAGCAAUACCACAGAACACUUUGAUGAGGCUGUUGGAUCUGGUCAGCUACUCAUCCAUAGCUCUUCCGAGGCUGGCUGUGAGAGAACUCACACAGGAGAGGACUUCUGCGAAGGUAAUCCAGGUGCAAGAGUCUUCAACCAUAAACAGUUGCUCACACUACAUCAAAUUCAUGCUCGGGAGAAACCAGACAGAUGUACUGAAUGUGGGAGGGACUUCACCCAGAAGUCACACCUCCUUGAGCAACCAAGAUUCCACAGUGUAGAAAACUUCCAGGAAUGCAGUCAGUGUGGAAAAGCCUUCCCUCUACAACCAAAACUUGGUGUAUAUGUGACAGGUCAUACAGGUAACAUACCAUAUAUAUGUAAGGAAUGUGGAAAAGUCUUCGUUCAGAGGGCAGAACUGAUUACACACCAGAAAAUUCACACCAGAAAGAAGUCCCAUAAAUGCCACGAGUGUGGAAAGGCCUUUUUCCAGAUAUUAUCUCUCUUCAGACAUCAGCGAACGCAUACUCGAGAAAAACUCUAUGAAUGCAGUGAAUGUGGAAAAGGCUUCUCCCAGAAUUCAACCCUCAGCAUACAUCAGAGAAUUCAUACUGGUGAGCGACAAUACGUAUGCGGCGAAUGCGGGAAGGCCUUCACCCAAAAGUCAACCCUCAGCUUGCACCAGAGAAUCCAUUCAGGGGAGAAGUCCUAUGUGUGUAUCGAAUGCGGCCAGGCCUUUAUCCAGAGGGCACACCUGAUCGUGCAUCAGAGAAGUCACACGGGAGAGAAACCUUAUCACUGUCAUAACUGUGGGAAAUCCUUCAUUUCCAAGUCACAACUCGACAUACAUCAUCGAAUCCAUACCGGGGAGAAACCUUAUGAAUGUAGUGACUGUGGAAAAACCUUCACCCAAAAGUCACACCUCAAUAUACAUCACAAAAUUCACACUGGAGAAAGACACCACGUGUGCCAUGAAUGUGGGAAGGCCUUCAACCAGAAGUCAAUACUCAGCAUGCAUCAGCGGAUUCACACUGGAGAGAAGCCUUACAAAUGCAGUGACUGUGGGAAAGCCUUUACUUCCAAGUCACAAUUCAAAGAACAUCAGCGAAUUCACACCGGAGAGAAACCCUAUAUAUGCCCUGCAUGUGGGAAGGCUUUCAACGGGCGGUCCAAUUUCCAUAAACAUCAGCUGACCCACACUAGAGAGAGAACUUUUUCCUGUUACAAAUGUGGGAACACCUUCAUCCAGAAAUCAGAGUUGACUGCUCAUCAGAGAACUCACGUUGGAGAGAAACCUUAUGAAUGCUGUGACUGUGGGAAAACCUUCAGUAAGAAACCACAACUCAAAGUGCAUCAACGAAUUCACACAGGAGAGAGACCUUAUGUAUGUUCUAAAUGUGGGAACACCUUCAACAACAGAUCAAAUUUUAAUAAACACCAAACAACUCAUACCAGGGGUAAACCUCACAAAAGCAGUUAUUCUGUGACAAGCUUUACGCAGAAAUCAAUUCCUAGUAUGCAUCAGCAUAUACAUAAGUGAAACAAACUCUGGAUUUCUUGAAGAAAAAAAUCUUACAAAAGUCAGAUUUAAUUGUAUGCUACAGAAUCCACACUUCAGAAAAACUCUAGGAAUGCACUGCAUGCCACCAAAUUAUACAUUAUUAUACGUGAGGGAAAUUACUCAGAAAAGAACUUUUAAGAAUGAGUGGAAAUGCCCAUAUUAAUACUAGUCUCAUUAAAAAUUAUAAAAUUCAUGUAAUAUAAUUUCUCCCUCCCCGUCAAAGAAAUAAAAAAAAUUAAAGCAAAAUAGAAUCAGACUUAACUCUGAAUGACUGACUCUCAUUUACUAGUAAAAAAUGGAAGGUUCUGAAAAUGUGCUUAUUUCCAAAAAGAUGUGGCUGACCUCUACCUAUGCUACUGUGGGUUGGCAAAAGUGACUGAUGUGUGAACCAAAAGAAAAGCUGUCAGAAAUUGCUGUCAGAGGACGUGUUUGUUCUCAAUAGUUGAAACUGACAGGGUCUCAUAAGAUCCACAACUAGACAUGUGACCAUUAAAUUCUUUUUUUUUGGAUU
Messenger RNA from Vicugna pacos (alpaca), 2983 nucleotides. It is a transcript of the gene ZNF175, whose product is annotated as zinc finger protein 175. Gene Ontology annotation, molecular function: RNA polymerase II cis-regulatory region sequence-specific DNA binding; DNA-binding transcription factor activity, RNA polymerase II-specific. The record is from RefSeq and is a predicted model, not a curated record. Gene Ontology annotation, biological process: regulation of DNA-templated transcription. NCBI's taxonomy places the organism in Eukaryota, Metazoa, Chordata, Mammalia, Artiodactyla, Camelidae.